AUGCGGCUGUCGACUCUCGUAAUCUCAACACCUGCGAGGCGGCUAUUGUUGGACGGGGACUCUUCUGUCGGUGUGCGGUCGAUCACCAAUCGUCUCAACACAUGCGCUCGUUCUCGCACCCGCCACAAGAACGACGACGUGAAGUCGCAAAAUGCCAGAAACAUCUCUGCCUGCGCGGCAUCCGUGGCAUCCAUCGUACAUGCAAAGCAGAUCAGAAAUCCCUCCCGAGAGGCGGCUACGACGGCCACACAACCGGCCCAUCUCGAAGAUUCCUUCAGCCUCAACACGCCUCACCCGUCAUCUUCACACGCCUCCGAGUUUCGGAUAACUCAUCACUCACACGUCUAUUUCGACAUUCGCCACAAGGCAUCCUUCGUACUGACCAAUCGAAAGCCGGUGCCUGAGAGCCAAAACGCUUCUGCCGAGGUCGACGAAAGGCACUACGGCAACUCAAUGUCUGCUGUAGCCAUUGAGAGACGGCGAUGGAACGGCACGCCACGUUGGGACCCGAGAACGAAAAUGUGCUGCCUUAGAGUGAUUCCAGGCAGGCCCUAUACUGCCCUAUCCGAUCGGAGGGAAUUCGUUUGCCUACGCCGACUUUUUUCGUGUCGAGAAUCUUCCCAACCGUCAGAGUGCUAUGUGUUGGGCCGGCUAUUAUGUGUGCUGCCGAGGAAGGUGAGUGCAUCAACACAACAGUCUUCAAAGCAAAAGCAUCAAAGCUACCAACAACACACUCUCGAGCAUCACUACCAAGCUCCUCAAUCGACCACCAAAUCAACCAAAACCACCAAACCAAACCAAACCAAACCAAACCAACCAACCAACCAACCAACAACAAAAAUGCUUCCACUCGUCGCCAACGUCUCCACCGUCGAGGACCUCCCCUUCGCCAAGUCCAGCGACAAGCUCCGCGCCUUCCUGGCCGGCACCUUCUCACCAAAGGGCCACGGCUCCCAAACCCCAGUCUCCGGCGCUCAAACCCCAUCGACCCCACGAGCACGCUCUCCAGUCCGCAAGACUGAGGCGGCCAAGCUCGCAGCAGAGGAGGCCAAGCCUCGCUCCACUAGCAGGAUGAGCAAGGCGAUGGAGAAGGGCUACUUUGCCUUCUAA
Zasmidium cellare ATCC 36951 is the source of this 1110-nucleotide messenger RNA. RefSeq lists its product as uncharacterized. The coding region runs from base 1 to 1110 and encodes 369 amino acids. NCBI's taxonomy places the organism in Eukaryota, Fungi, Ascomycota, Dothideomycetes, Mycosphaerellales, Mycosphaerellaceae. The transcript has 3 exons. The record is from RefSeq and is a predicted model, not a curated record.